This is a messenger RNA of Triticum turgidum subsp. durum (durum wheat), 756 nucleotides long. The record is from the annotation of a GenBank genome assembly. NCBI's taxonomy places the organism in Eukaryota, Viridiplantae, Streptophyta, Magnoliopsida, Poales, Poaceae.
AUGGUAGUUGUACAUGCUCCGAUGGUCAGGGUCGGUAGAGGUACUCGCGGUAUUGACGACAGUCGUACACGCAGAACAGAGGUCUCAGUUGCGGUCAUGAUCUUAAGGAGGUCAACAGGAUCUGGGCUAGAGGAGCUGGCAGCGCUCGGCCUUGGCAAGGCUGACAUCAGGCCGCGUGGCCCACAUGCGAAUAGUGAGGGCGAGGAGGCAGCCCUAGGCGCGGUCGAUGUAGGCGUCCUUGCUACGCUCCUAAUCCUGCUCGAUGCAGAGAGUUGCGGGGGCGGCGCCUGCAGUUGCAGGGAGGCAACGACGCGCAUAGGGAAGGCCGACGAGGACUUGGCGCGGCAGAGCUCUCCAGUGAAGCAGCAGGGUCGUCGGGCAGCGCGCGGGACCACGAUGAGGAUGCGAGGGAGAGGAGCGGCGCAAGGCGGCGACCUCCUGGUGGUCGCCGACGGCGGCGGGUGGCGAUGGGCCACCGGAGCGGGCGGUGGCCGGACGGGUCACGGAGGAGAUGGUCUGGUGGUCGCGUCCUGGUUCUGCGGGAUCCAUGGCAGCUGCGGGUGUGCCGGCGCUGGUGGGAGAAGGAGGCGGGGCAGGGACAUGCGACGGCGAGGGUGCGUGGCCAUGGGGAUCGGGAUCCCCCUCCUGGUCGCGCUGAGAGGUGAGGGAGGGAGCGAGAGGAGGGAGGAGCGAGAGGAAGAGGGAGGUUGGCGGCGCUAUGGGAGGGAGAUGGGGAUCGAGGGAGAGAUGGGCUAG